AUGCACGGCCUCCUGGGAUGGCUGAUGGUAACCGCCACUGCCGUGGCCAUCAGCGAUAUCCCGCAGGCUUUUCAGUGCACCAGUGUGGCAAAUCCUUGCGAUUGCGCCGAUGGCUUCAAGUGCUGCAACACGUCGACUUCCAAGGGCGUGAAAAAUCGCGAGGAUGCCGAGCACUGCUGCUGCCCCACCAAUGACACUCUCCUCUUCGGCUCGGCGGCCGCCGUGUGCGUGGAGGCGAAGAAAUGCCAGUACACUUGCUGCGAAGCGGGCAUGAAGCUCUGUGGGAGCGAAUGCUGCGACGCCACCGCCAAGUGCGUUGAGGGAAAGUGCGGCUCCAGCAGUACCACGAUGAAGCCACCUUCAGGUUGCUCCCAGCGAUCCUGGUGGGAGAUUAUGCCUGCCGGGGGCUAA
This is a messenger RNA of Symbiodinium natans, 411 nucleotides long. The record is from the annotation of a GenBank genome assembly. NCBI's taxonomy places the organism in Eukaryota, Dinophyceae, Suessiales, Symbiodiniaceae.